AUGACCCGCACUGCAGGAGCACUCCCUCGUCUCGGGGUUGUAUCUCUCUACCUCCUCGGCGCCGCUACCACAGUGGUCCGGCAUGCCGACGCACAGUACAGCGGCCGGGACUGCAACGAAUUCAACUUAGCCUGUUUUGAAAGUGAGACCUGCGCGGCGUGCUUCGAAACUUCGACCAGCGAAGCGUUUUUUACCUGCCUUGACAACCUCCCCAUCCCUACAACGGACGACAGUUGCGACAGCAACGAGGAAUUCGCUUGCUGCUUCAACGAAGCGUCAGGCCUCGACUGCAUCAACGACCCGACCACGUUUGCAUUGAUGGAAUGCUUGUACGACGACGCCAACCAGUGCGAGGAGAACUGGACCUGCAGCGGCUCUAGCGGUGGCGGCGACCCUUCCACAACCUCGGCCUCCGGUUCUACCCCGGCGCCAUCUCUUCCUGCUACGACUUCCGCUACUGGCGGCGGGGCUGAGACCGCGGCGCCUGCCGCACCGACUGCAUCUACGACUUCUGCCGGUGUAGAUGAGACCAUGGCACCCUCUGCCACCGACGGUGGCAUGGCAGGCGCGCCGACUGCCUCGACGACUUCGGCCGGCGUAGAUGACACCAUGGCGCCCUCCGCCACUGACGGUGGCAUGGAGGCCGCGCCGACUGCUACUACGACUUCGGCCGGCGGAGAUGAGACCAUGGCGCCCUCCGCCACCGACGGUGGCAUGGCAGGCGCGCCGACUGCUACUACGACUUCGGCCGGCGGAGAUGAGACCAUGGCGCCCUCCGCCACCGACGGUGGCAUGGCGGGCGCGCCGACUGCUACUACGACUUCGGCCGGCGGAGAUGAGACCAUGGCCCCGAGUUCCGCAGACGGCGACCGCGCGUUGGACAUCACAACCGCCCCUUCUUCUGCUGGUGCUGCUAUGCCGUCCGCUACUACUACGACUACUUCGAUGGCCGGCGAGAGUGAGACGAUGGCGCCAACGGCCACCGGCGACGGCGACCGCGAUUUGGACGUCACCCCCUCCCCCGCCACCGGCGAAGCCGGCGGAGGUCCCGCCCCUAUCGCUUCCGGAGCUGACGAGACCGAGGCGCCCACCAGUGCUGCGGGCGGGGUGGACACUAGCGCGGCCCCGACCGCCGUCGGCGAGGGCGAAGACGGUGACGCCACCGACACGACAUCGGGGGGAUGCCGCCUCCUGUUGUCGAGCGUCACCACUGUGGGAGGCGUUGUGGCAAGCCUGCUCGCGUUCUUGGCCGCCGCCGUGGUUGUGUAAUGGAGCUUUGUAGGAUUGUUGCUGGCGCGUGUGCAUUGUGAUUCUGGAUUGUGUUCCGAUGUUAGUUUAGUGGGAAUCGGGACUUUGGUUGAGGGUUCGAGGGUGUACAGUAGUGAGCAGAUUUUUCUGAAGGGCCCUCUGAUAUCAUUGCUCGACCGCAGAUUAGCAUCGGGCUUGGCUACGCGCUACUGGAGUGUGACCCAUGCGUUACAGCGUUAUUAUGUUUUGUUUCGGUAUGUCAGAGAUUCCUUCCCGUGGUUGUACGAGUACGUGAUAGGCGGCGAGCCUCCUUGGUGUGAUCGGGCCCGCCUUUACCCCUGCUCCCUUGGGAUGCAGGUUUUCCGGAGUUGCAUAUAUACCCUACGCAGGUGGUGAGAGUGUGAGCUCGGCGGGUUUGUUGGACGGAGGCCCUUGGUCUCCGUAUCAUCGUUUGAAGGUAGAAUGCCGCAAUUUCUAUCAUGUCUUGCGUGUACAGUAGUAACAUUUAUUUGUUUGGAGUAUGCAUACCAUGGUUUGGAUUUUACACGAAUGGAGGAUGGGGAAACGUAAACGAUGGUAUACUACGUGUUUGGGAGGUAAAAUAUCGUUUGGGUCCCCAAGGAGGAAUCUUUAUGGAGCUACAUCUUGGUACCUUAGAACUUGAGCAACGUAUGUAUUUGAAGUACAUGUGUAGUUUCUUCGGGUUGUGUUGCAAAUUGAUCUUGUGGUACUGUUCUGUGCUGCUGGUGUGUUUGUGGUCGAGCCCUGAUGGUUCCCCCUCAGACGAAGCAAAGAGAGGGACUCUGGUCAAAUGUAUUGCUCAGGAUGCCCUGUCAUCUUGUCCCUUUUCCCUGCGGGUCUGGGCCACGGAUGAUUUGCGCUGAGAACCGCGUGUAUCUGUUGUUAUUAUUUGAACGUACAGUCCACUGACGACGUGGUACGUAGUAGUUUUCAAACAGAAAUCGGUUUCGUUCGAC
Ectocarpus siliculosus is the source of this 2225-nucleotide messenger RNA. NCBI's taxonomy places the organism in Eukaryota, Phaeophyceae, Ectocarpales, Ectocarpaceae. The record is from the annotation of a GenBank genome assembly.